Messenger RNA from Olea europaea var. sylvestris, 1303 nucleotides. RefSeq names its product aspartic proteinase PCS1-like. Gene Ontology annotation, molecular function: aspartic-type endopeptidase activity. The coding region runs from base 1 to 1251 and encodes 416 amino acids. Gene Ontology annotation, biological process: proteolysis. NCBI's taxonomy places the organism in Eukaryota, Viridiplantae, Streptophyta, Magnoliopsida, Lamiales, Oleaceae. The transcript has 3 exons. The record is from RefSeq and is a predicted model, not a curated record.
AUGAGUCUUAGCUUAAAAGACAAACAUGCUGUACCGCACUUAUUCUUCCCAAGAAGAAAUAAAUUUUCUUCUCUUGUGUCAUUACCAAAAGGACAUGGCCAUCAAAGAUCAAAUGGUGCAGUCUCAUCAUCACCGUUGAUAAACUAUAAAUCAUCAUUCAGGUACUCAAUGGCUCUGAUUGUUUCUCUCCCAAUUGGGACCCCACCACAGACUCUACCAAUGGUGUUGGACACAGGCAGCCAACUUUCAUGGACUCAAUGCCAAAGAAAGUUACCAAGAAUGUCCCCAACGACGUCGUUUGAUCCUUCUCUAUCUUCUUCCUUCUCUAACCUCCCAUGCAACAGCCCACUUUGCAUGCCACGAAAUCCCGAUUUUACCCUUCCAACUUCUUGUGUGAACAAUUUAUGCCACUAUUCAUACUUCUAUGCGGAUGGGACUUUAGCAGAGGGCAAUCUCAUCACAGAGAAAUUCAUAUUGUCACCUUCCCUAAUUACUCCUCCAUUGGUUCUUGGUUGCACCACCAGCUCCAGCGAGCCUCAGGGUAUUCUGGGAAUGAAUCUUGGGCGGCUAUCGUUUCCCUCCCAAGCUAAAGUCUCAAAAUUCUCUUACUGCGUGCCACUCCGACAAGGAACUCCGAGGAUUACACCGACCGGAACAUUUUACCUUGGAGAGAAUCCAAAUUCACAUUCAUUUAAAUAUGCCAAUCUUCUGUCUUUUCCUCAAAUACAAAGCAUGCCAAAUUUCGAUCCUUUGGCAUACACUCUUCCCAUGACGGGGAUAAUGAUCGGCGGAAAGAAAUUGAACAAACCGGUAUCAGUUUUCCGGCCGGAUUCUGGUGGUUCAGGCCAAACGAUGAUUGACUCCGGAACCCAGUACACAUUUUUAGUGGAUGAGGCAUACUCUAAGGUAAGAGAUGAAAUUGUGACAGUGGCGGGUCGACGACUAAAGCAAGGGGACAUGCAUGGAGGAUCAUUGGAUAUGUGCUUUGACGGAAACCCUAUUGAGAUCGGGAGGUUGAUUGGGGAUAUGGUUUUUCAAUUUGAAAAUGGUGUAUAUAUUUUGAUAAAUAAGGAAAGGAUUUUGGAUGACGUAGGAGGUGGGGUCAACUGCAUAGGCAUCGGACGGUCGUCACUACUUGGUACUUCAAGUAACAUUUUUGGCAAUUACCAUCAACAAAAUCAAUGGGUAGAAUUUGAUCUUGUUGGUCGAAACGUAGGAUUUAGCGCAGCUGACUGUAAAAAAUUAGAAUAAAAGGAUAAUAUAAAUGUUUUUGAAUGUAGUAUAUGCUAAGCAAAUACGUAUA